Exophiala bonariae is the source of this 711-nucleotide messenger RNA. RefSeq lists its product as uncharacterized. The record is from RefSeq and is a predicted model, not a curated record. NCBI's taxonomy places the organism in Eukaryota, Fungi, Ascomycota, Eurotiomycetes, Chaetothyriales, Herpotrichiellaceae. The transcript has 2 exons. The coding region runs from base 1 to 711 and encodes 236 amino acids. Gene Ontology annotation, biological process: regulation of DNA-templated transcription. Gene Ontology annotation, cellular component: RNA polymerase II transcription regulator complex. Gene Ontology annotation, molecular function: DNA-binding transcription activator activity, RNA polymerase II-specific; transcription cis-regulatory region binding.
AUGACAUCAAUCACCCAACUAUUAUCCCCAUGGCCUGUAUCUAAACAUUCAAUAGUCUUGCGAGAGCAACAUUAUCCCCCGCCACAGUCUUCGGCUCUUCCGGAGCACAUCGAUUCGAUGCAGCAGCAACCUUCAUCGCCAAACGACCCCAAUGACGGAGUAACUGGAAGUGCUGAGAGUGACGGCGGUGACAACAAUGGGGACGGUCGUAAAGGCUACGGGAAACGUGAACUGAGCACGAGUAAGAGAGCUGCCCAAAACCGAGCAGCCCAGCGAGCAUUUCGUCAACGCAAAGAGGGCUAUAUCAAGAAACUCGAGGAACAGGUUCGAGAUUACCAAGUGCUCAGCGAAAACUUCAAAGCUGUUCAGGCCGAGAACUACCAGCUACGUGACUACAUCAUCAACCUUCAAUCCCGGUUACUGGAAUCUCAAGGAGAGGUGCCACCCCCUCCUAGCAAUGUGGACGGCCUUCAGCCCGGCAAAGCAGGCCCCUCAGCUCAACCAGGGACCCUACCCCGUCUUUCGGAACUGGGUGCAGUUUCUCAGAUCCAAGAUCAUCACGAGUCUCACCGCAGUGGAUAUCCAGAUCCUACUUAUUCAGAAUCUCCAAUCACGAAACGCGCGAGAACAGGCUCGUCAGAGAUGACAUCGUCACAAGCGGCAUUACAGGGAUCAGCCAUUCUAUCCCAAGCAUCAACAGGAGCACGAUGA